UUGGGAUUAAGUACUUCCUUAAGUACUUCCGCUUUCAGUUUUGUAAAUAAAUGACACGAAAUGUUAUAAAAACCUAGGCUUUCAGUAUCAUUCUUCCAAAAUGUUUAAGCUGUUGUUGCUGUUGGUGAUUCAGGUCAAACUUGCAGUGUCAGAUGAUGGUGUUAUGUUCUGCAAAAAGACAGGAGAAACAGAAUGGGAACAUCAUUUUUGUAUCAAUUAUAAUCCAAAGUUCCACCAGCUUCCAGUUGAAGAAAAUCAGGCUCUUCCCCAUAAUGUAGUGGAUCUAUCAGCUACAUAUGGCUGCAAUGCAUCUGACUAUAAAUCAGUCAGUGCCUCGGUGUUAAAAGAUAGUCUCGUUCUUGUAUCUAGAGGUAAUUGCACAUUUACUGCAAAAGCAAUGGAAGCUCAGUCAGCAGGAGCAAAGGCUGUAUUGAUUGCCAGUAACGCUCUACUUACACCUGGUGCUACUAAUGAAACUGCUGACUACGCAAAUAUUAAUAUAACAGUUGGUACAGCUCUUUGGGAGAAUAUUGAUCAGAUAAAAGGAAAGGAUUUGAAGCAAGUGGCAAUACUGUUUGCUCCAGGUUAUGAAUCAAUGUUUGAUCCAAAUUUAGCAGUAAUAUUUCUGAUAGCGGUAACAAACAUUGUGAUAGGUGGGUUCUGGGCAGGGAAAACGAAACAUGCCAAGUAUCAGAAAUUGAAGUAUAAACAUAAACGAGCGCAGCCGUCUACGGAUGGAAAAAAAGGAGGGACUGGUGAUGAAUCUGCUAGUUCAGAUGAAGAAGAAGAGGAAAGUGUUGAUAUAUCAGUGAUUGUAAUUCUUGUGUUCUUUGUACUUGUAUGUGGGUUUUUAGUGCUGUUAUAUUUUUUCUACGAUUAUUUAGUGUAUGUGGUUAUAUGCUUGUUUUGUUUGGCAGGUGCUAUGGGUCUGUACUAUUGUAUGCAUCCCCUGCUGCACAGGUUAUGUCCAUUUAAAGCUAGGCUUCCACAAAAUAGAAUCCCGAUGCUUAAGAGCAGACCAUAUUAUACUGAUCUUGCUUUACUAGCAGUCUGUGUAGGCGUGGCAAUAUUUUGGGGAGUAAUGCGUCAUGCUCCGUAUGCCUGGGUCAUUCAAGAUAUUUUAGGUUAUGCUUUCUGUAUAAAUGUAAUGAAGUCUGUUGGUGUACCAAACAUGAAGGUUUGCACAAUAAUGCUUGUACUGCUUUUCUUUUACGAUAUAUUCUUUGUAUUUAUCACUCCACUUUUUACAAAAAGUGGCGACAGUAUAAUGGUCAAAGUUGCAACUGGAGGGGGGAGCAAAACCAACGAACAAUUGCCAAUGGUGUUUAAAGUGCCGAGGCUGACCCAGGACGCUAUCAGUGCUUGUCCAUUACCAUAUUCCCUCCUAGGAUUUGGUGACAUCAUCAUACCCGGCCUUCUUGUCAGUCAUAACCAUGCAUUGGAUUUACGCAUCAAUAGUCGUAAAUUGUACUAUGUUGCAACCUGUAUUGGCUAUGCUGUAGGUUUGGUUAUCACAUUUGUUGCCCUUGCUGUCAUGAAAACUGGUCAACCAGCAUUACUAUACCUUGUCCCAUGCACUCUUUUUACAACUUAUAUAAUUGGCUGCUUUAGAGGGGAGGUAAAAAUGUUAUGGAAUGGUGUAAAGGAUACAGGUUCUGAAUCAGGAUCAAAUAUGGAGAGCAGUUCUAAUGUGAAUAGCAAUGACGGUAACUUAGAAAGUGUUGUUACAUCAGACAGACAGAAUACUACCACUGCACGAACUAAUGGCGGAAACCAAUCACCAAAAUCUAUGAGUAGCACCGACAGUGAGAGUCGAGAACUGUUAAAAAAAUGACGUUAAUUUUGUGUAUGUGUGGGUAUAACUAACAACAAACAAUAUGAAACAGAGGCUCAUUGCCACACAAAGAAAAAAAAAUCUGGAAAUAUUUCAAAGUGUUAAGAUUAUUGUUAUCAGGUUAUUUGAGUUUAUUAGUUUUUCUUAAAGAAAUCCUGUUUUUA
Ruditapes philippinarum (Manila clam) is the source of this 1998-nucleotide messenger RNA. Its product is annotated as signal peptide peptidase-like 2B. The record is from RefSeq and is a predicted model, not a curated record. The transcript is spliced from 2 exons. Gene Ontology annotation, cellular component: lysosomal membrane; Golgi-associated vesicle membrane; cytoplasmic side of endoplasmic reticulum membrane. NCBI's taxonomy places the organism in Eukaryota, Metazoa, Mollusca, Bivalvia, Venerida, Veneridae. The coding region runs from base 101 to 1834 and encodes 577 amino acids. Gene Ontology annotation, biological process: membrane protein proteolysis. Gene Ontology annotation, molecular function: aspartic endopeptidase activity, intramembrane cleaving.